Aspergillus nomiae NRRL 13137 is the source of this 686-nucleotide messenger RNA. Its product is annotated as c-type cytochrome. The record is from RefSeq and is a predicted model, not a curated record. Gene Ontology annotation, biological process: mitochondrial electron transport, ubiquinol to cytochrome c; mitochondrial electron transport, cytochrome c to oxygen. Gene Ontology annotation, molecular function: electron transfer activity; heme binding. The transcript is spliced from 5 exons. NCBI's taxonomy places the organism in Eukaryota, Fungi, Ascomycota, Eurotiomycetes, Eurotiales, Aspergillaceae. Bases 135 to 620 code for a protein of 161 amino acids. Gene Ontology annotation, cellular component: mitochondrial intermembrane space.
GCAAGUUUUUCUUCCUGCCUGUUUUUUCUCCCUUCAAUUGAUUCUCCUCAAUUAGCUUUUGGGAUACCCUCUUUUUGUAUACUAUCAUUUUAACAUCUUUCCAGUCUCUUUAGACUUUACUACACAUAUUCACAAUGGCCAAGGACGCUGGUUUCGCUCCUGGUGACUCUGCCAAGGGUGCCAAGCUCUUCCAGACUCGCUGCGCUCAGUGCCACACUGUCGAGGCUGAUGGUGCCAACAAGGUCGGCCCCAAGCUCCACGGUCUCUUUGGCCGUCAGACCGGUUCCGUUGAGGGCUACGCCUACACCGAUGCCAACAAGCAGGCCGGUGUCACUUGGGAUGAGAACACUCUGUUCAAGUACCUCGAGAACCCCAAGAAGUUCAUUCCCGGUACCAAGAUGGCCUUCGGUGGUCUCAAGAAGGGCAAGGAGAGGAACGACCUCAUCACGUAUUUACCUCAAGGAGAGCUGUGCUUAAACUCUCUUUUUAACGUGAACAAAAUUCUUUCUUCGACCCGGUUCAAGCGACUUGUCGCAUCGGAUCUGAUACGUUCCCAGAUCCUCGGCAGUUUGACGGACAGGGCAUGUAAUAUUACUCAAUACCUUGUUUACUCGCAAUAGACGUGAUUUUUCCUUUGUGCGCAGGAUUUGCGGGUUUCAUAGAAACACGUUUCCUUCACGAGCUUG